CCGUAGUUUUCUCUAACUCAUUUUCUCUAACUCAUUUUCUCUCUCCUGUCUGUCUUCUCUCUCCAAUGAUCUGUUCUUCUCUUUCAAUAGUUCUAUUGCCUUUGUUUUUCUCUCUCCUCACAAAAGCCUCUUUUUGAAUUUCUCUGCUCCUCCGAUCUCUCCCCUCCCUCUCUCCCCUCCUGUAAAAAAUUCUAGAAGCUUCCAUUAACAUAGCUUCUUCAAUUCAAUUCAAUUUUUGUUAGAAUUUAUCUGUGUUUUUUUAAUUUGUGAUUUGAUUUGAACAUUGUUUAAUUUGUCGUGUAAAUUGAUUGUGAGUCGACGAAGAAGUGUUUGAGAUUUUGUGUUUGGUUUCUGAAUUGUAUGCUUAACUGAGUUGACCCGGGCUGCGUUAGCUCGGGAUCGGAACUCGGAAGGUAGUAGCAGCUAUGGGGUCUGAAACCAACAAUACCAGCAGAAACGGCGGCGAUGAUUGCAAGAAAAAUAAGAACCACCAUAAUAACGUGUUGAUUGGUGGCGCUAAUAGUAAGAUUGAUGAACAGCAAUUGAAGACUCCUGCUCCACAUUGUCUCACCAAAUUCAAACUCUAUGAAACUCCCGCGAACUUUUACAUAGUCGGAAGUGAUAAACGUAAGAGGUUCUGGAGAAUACUAAAGAUUGAUAGAUGCGCACCUACUGAUCUUGUUGUUUUUGAAGAUCCGACAAUAUACUCCGCUCAUGAGUGUUCGACCAUACUAAAACGGAUAGAUGAAGGAAACAAAUAUGCUGGUGGACUGAAAUUUGUCACAAUGUUUUAUGGGAUUGUUGGAUUCGUGAAAUUUUUGGGACCAUAUUAUAUGAUUCUUAUAACAGGGAGGAGAAAAGCGGGGAUGAUUUGCGGCCAUGCAAUAUAUGCUGUGUCAAAGAGCAAAAUGAUAAAAGUCCCUCAUUCUCCCAUGCCACCCGGUGCAAUUAAUUCUAAGAGUGAAAAAAGAUACAAGAAGCUCUUAUGCGCAGUGGACAUUACAAAGGACUUCUUUUUCAGCUACUCAUACCGUAUUAUGCAUAGUCUUCAAAAGAAUGUAGGUGAUGAGGAUAAAGAAUCAGCCCCGUAUGAAACAAUGUUUGUCUGGAAUUCAUUUUUAACUCGGAAAAUUCGGACUCUUCUCGGUAAUAGCCUAUGGACAGUGGCAUUAAUACAUGGCUUCUUUAAACAGGUUAAAUUUCAAAGGUUUGAACGGACUGUCAAUUUGACCCUUAUUGCAAGAAGAUCACGCCACUAUGCUGGAACAAGGUUUUUGAAACGAGGUAUAAAUGAAAAAGGCCGAGCUGCUAAUGAUGUGGAAACGGAGCAAAUUGUCUAUGAAGAGAUCUCUAGUACAUGUGUGUCGAAAAUCAGUUCUGUUGUGCAAAUUAGGGGAUCAAUUCCGCUUCUUUGGUCUCAAGAGACUUCAAGAUUGACUCUUAGACCUGACAUUAUAUUGUCAAAGGCCGACCCCUAUUAUGAGGCAACUCGACGGCAUUUUCAAAAUCUUGUAGAUAGAUAUGGUAAUCCGAUAGUCAUAUUGAAUCUCAUUAAGACUAAGGAGAAGAAACCUCGGGAAUCUGUACUCCAUACAGAAUUUGUUAAGGCAGUUGCUUCCAUCAAUAAAAGUUUGGAUAAGGAUAACCGCUUAAAGUUUCGGACAGUGGAUCUCACAAGAUUAUAUAGCAUUAAAGGUGACAAGGUAUUGAUGCUCCUAAGUAAAGUGGCUGAGAAUGCGUUGGAUCGAACUGGAUUCUUUUGUUGCCAAGUGUCUCCGUUAAAGAAUUCGGAGUUGUCAUCUGGAUUUUCCUAUGCCGCUACAGAUCACGAGGAUACAAGUAACAUUAUAGAAUAUUCUUCUUCGACUCCAAGGUUCCAAAACGGAGUGUUGAGAACUAACUGCAUUGAUUGUUUAGACCGCACAAAUGCUGCGCAAUAUGCAUUUGGGUUGGUUGCUCUAGGUCAUCAGUUACAUGCAAUUGGUAUCAACCCCACCCAUAUGAUUGAUCCUGAUGAUACUUUGGCGAAGGUGUUAAUGGGGCAUUAUGAGGCCAUGGGUGAUACAAUUGCGCUGCAGUAUGGAGGCUCCGCGGCACACAAUAAGAUAUUUGCGGAUCGUAAAGGUCACUGGAGAGCAGCCACACAAUCCCAAGAAUUUAUGAGGACCGUACAGCGUUACUUAAACAAUGCAUACAUGGAUCCUGAAAAGCAAGAUGCCAUAAAUUUGUUCUUGGGCCAUUUUCAACCAGAAGUGAGUACACCUGAAUUAUGGGAUCUUGAUUCAUAUCAGCACUUUAUUAUUGGAAGGCUUACCUCCUCUUCAAGUCCUGGGUCAUCUUUGCAACGGUCAAUGUCAGAUGGAGUUCUUAUAUAUGAGAGUUCUUCGUCUUCACCAUCAGAUGAUGUCAGUAAUUAUCACCAAACUUUACCUAACGUAAAAGAAAGCGGCAGUGGUAUGUCAGAUUCGUCACCGGAUAUCUCAGCAUGUGACAGCAGCAACCCUAAUGUGUCUUAUACAGGGCUCGUCCCAUCUAUGCCAGCCCGUCAACUUUUCACGGAUAUGCCAGAGACCAAUUAUCUAAGAAGUCCAUGUAGUUGUUACAUCGAACAUGGGCAUGAGUUAGAUUGUUCAGAUAUUGUUGAUAUAGACUGGAUUUCUUCAUCUUCCUGUGGUGACGAGGAGCCAUAUGAUAGAUCUUCACUUAUAAAUUCUCCAGUUGGUGGUUCCCUGCGUGGCAGUACUGUAACUAAUUCAUCACAGGGGAGAAUGCCAUCUAACGCUGCAGAUUUUCCCGACAGCUUUAAGCAGUGGGUCGAGUUUGGAUCAACUUUAGCUUAUUAGUGUUGGUACUACAAACUGCACAGAUUUUAUCUCAUAUUUUUGAAUCAACCCCUCCGAAGGAUACGGGUUGGGCAAACAGAAUAAAAGUAUCAGGCAGAAUGAAAAGGAAUACUAUAUUUAAUGGCACAACAAAGAAACUAUCAGGAGUCGAUAUUGACACCUAAUUCAGCUAAUUCUUUUACAGGAAGGAGGUCUUGUUAUCUCCCAACUUGAAACUAAGAUUAAGAUAUUUAGAUGGUAUAAAUAAAAAUGCAGCAGUGGUUCAUUCUUGUAAAUAUCCGAUUUAACAUAUUUUUGCUGGGUUGCACCAGUUUACUUUUUGACAUUAUUCUAGGUCUUUUUUUGCCUGUUUCAUUCCGUUUAGUUAGUUUAUAUACUUUGUAUAUAUCUCUGAUCAUUGAUGAAUAUUUUAUCGCCCCUUAAAUUCAGUCCUUCCUCAUACUCCUUUA
Spinacia oleracea (spinach) is the source of this 3292-nucleotide messenger RNA. RefSeq names its product phosphoinositide phosphatase SAC2. The coding region runs from base 426 to 2843 and encodes 805 amino acids. The transcript is spliced from 15 exons. Gene Ontology annotation, biological process: phosphatidylinositol dephosphorylation. The record is from RefSeq and is a predicted model, not a curated record. NCBI's taxonomy places the organism in Eukaryota, Viridiplantae, Streptophyta, Magnoliopsida, Caryophyllales, Amaranthaceae. Gene Ontology annotation, molecular function: phosphatidylinositol-3,5-bisphosphate 5-phosphatase activity. Gene Ontology annotation, cellular component: intracellular membrane-bounded organelle.